AAACAAAAACUAAACAGAGGAAAAUUAUCGAGGAGCUUAGAAUACAAAUCAAAACCCUCCACAUAUUUCUCUACACUCAUCUGUAUUAACCUGUAGCAGGGGCAGGGCCAGGGGGGUUUAGAAGAUAUAGCCAUGGCGUCAACCACCACCUCCACCCCUCUUUCUCUCUCCUCACCCUCCUCUUCCACCCUCAUUGAUGGCAAGGCUGCUCGCCAAUCAGCAGCUGCAGCAUCAUCACAUUGUGUAACCCUCCCCACCCUCCCUCCGCCUCCUGUGCAUUCUCAAAGCCGCCCCUGGAAGACCACUGCUUACUGUCGAAAAAUUGCCCGCGAUGUAGCUGCCAUGGCCACUGGAGAAGCACCUGCUGAAGUUGUUCCAGCAACUGAGCUAUCAGACAUUGUCAAGACAGUCCAAGAAGCAUGGAAUAAAGUUGAAGAUAAGUAUGCAGUGAGUUCUCUUGGUGUGGCUGGCGUUGUUGCACUUUGGGGCUCCGCUGGAAUGAUCUCGGCAAUUGACAGGCUUCCAUUAAUUCCUGGUAUUCUUGAACUUGUUGGAAUUGGAUACACUGGGUGGUUUGCAUAUCAAAACCUGAUCUUUAAACCAGACAGGGAAGCUUUGAUACAAAAAAUCAAGGACAUCUACAACGACAUACUUGGGAGCAGCUGAGAGGAAAUCGCGUGGAACUAAUGCGCUGGCUACUGGUCGAAUUAACUAGCUAGCUAGCAAGGUGAAUUAAUUCUCAGUUAUGCUGCAGAUGCAUCCUGUCCUGUUCGUGCAUGAAAUAUGAUAAUCCUUCUUUUUUUCAUUUUUUUUCCACAUCAGCUUCCCUAUCUAACCAUAGUACGUAAAUAAAUUAAACCUCAUGUUAUGUACCUUUUUCUUGAAGUCUAGAUACAUGAAUCUAUUUGUCUAUGUGCUAUGUUUCCCUUCCUUCU
Molecule: messenger RNA, 935 nt
Organism: Camellia sinensis
Lineage: Eukaryota; Viridiplantae; Streptophyta; Magnoliopsida; Ericales; Theaceae
Gene: PSI-P
Product: photosystem I P subunit
Cellular component (GO): chloroplast thylakoid membrane; thylakoid
Source: RefSeq, a predicted model, not a curated record